AUGUGCACCACCGACAUCUACACCGACGUCUACCCCGACGGCCGGAGGAGCGAGUACCAGGAGCCGAAGUAUUGCACUCCUGCAACCCGCAACGGCCGCUUCUGCGCCAACCCCGUCGUCUACAACCACCCGCCUCGCGCGGUAGCUUACCCUUCACCUAUCCCCGCUUAUCCUGCUGCUGGAACUUCGUACCCCUUGCCUCACCAGAUGCCGCCAACUCCUCCACUGGGCUCACCUCGAGGCACUUCUGGAGGCGCCGACGCAGACCGCACUCGUCGAGACUCUUCCUCCAGCGAGCGCAAACACCGGAAGUCAGGCAUCUAUGUCAACGGGCAGAAAGUCUUGGACCUUAACCGCAAGAACCGCUCACGUGCUGAGCGCAUUGUCAUCGUCGACUCCCCUCCUACCCCUCGCACACCUCCCAAGCAGUUCGCAUCACCCUACUCGGCACCGCCCUCACCCGACGCCGGCGGCAACGGCCUCAACUUCCGCUACAGCCACGUCCCGCGCGACUCCCUCCGCCCCGUCAUUGUGGACGAACGCACUCCUCGGUCAAAGGUAGAGAUCGAGGUCAUUGACAACGGCCAUCGCCGUCACAACUCUUCCGACUCGCGACACAGCCACACCAGCGCCGACGACGAAGAGCGCCGGCGCCGGCGUCGCGAGAAGGAACGCGAGAAGGAGCGCAAGGAGCGCGAGGAGCGUGAGCGCCAGAAGGAAGAGGAGCGCCAGCAGCGCAUCCGCUUGCAGAUCGCCGCGCAGAACGCCAACAUUGCCCGCCGCACCGCCGUUCCCCUCCAGCGCACAUCAACGGGCUUUGGCCCCACGCUGGCCGACCAGCAGCGCGAGCAGGAACUCGUCGAUGCCGUGCGCCGGAUGGAGAUUGCCGACCGCCGGGCACGUGAAGCGCGCGAGGCGCGCGAGAAGGAGGACGAGGACGAGGCCCAGCGCCGCCGGUUGAAGGAGCGCAUGAUGCCCCGUCGCCGGGCGACUGUGGGGCCGGGCAGCCGGAGGCCCCAUGUCCACUACGACGAUGGUGUCUACCGAUGGGAAUAA
Messenger RNA from Colletotrichum spaethianum, 1056 nucleotides. RefSeq lists its product as uncharacterized. NCBI's taxonomy places the organism in Eukaryota, Fungi, Ascomycota, Sordariomycetes, Glomerellales, Glomerellaceae. The transcript has a single exon. The record is from RefSeq and is a predicted model, not a curated record. The coding region runs from base 1 to 1056 and encodes 351 amino acids.